AUGCGCCCUUGCGGAGGGAUCGUCGCGGCACUUCGUGCCAGAGGCCGUCGUGUAACCUCUGGCACACCCCUUGGGAAGAACCCGCCAUCAAAGGUUCCUCGGAGAAGCUUGUUAACAAACAGCUAUGCUCAAGGACCGUCUACUCCGCCAUUGCUUGAGUCGACUGUCGGUGAACAUUUUGCGAAGAUCGUGGCCGAACAUGGCGAUAGAACUGCUGUCGUCUCAAAACACCAGAACGAUCGCGUAUCCUAUGCCUCCCUCGAUGCCAGAAGCAACGCCCUUGCCCGCGGGUUAGAGUCUGUUGGGGUCAAAAAGGGCGAUCGAGUCGGAGUUAUGCUGGGAAAUUCUAUGGAAUAUGCGGUGGCAACAUAUGCUUUGUUCAAACUUGGGGCUAUUCUUGUUCCGCUCAAUCCCUCAUUCAACGCUGCACAAGUGGUGUCUGCACUAAGUCACCUCCAGUCCAGCCACUUGAUCAUCAGUGCCGAGUCCAAUCUCCCUCGCAAAGACCCUCGCAGCAAUGUCCCGCUCCUUGAGCAUCUGGUCGGCAAUCUGGCAUCUUCGAGAUUGGAAUCAGAAUCGGUCCCCUCGCUCAAACAGAUUGUUCUGGUUGACAACUCUGCUGGUCGGUUCGAUGCAUCUUCAUAUCGCAGUCUAACGCCAUUCUCCUCAAUAAUGUCCCAGUUAGCAGCUGAUGGCCGCCCAUUACCUCCACAAAAUCUCUCCCCCCGCGAUAUCGUCAACAUCCAAUUUACUUCUGGUACCACUGCAAUGCCAAAGGCAGCCUGCUUAAGCCAUCGCUCCAUCUUGAACAAUGGAUCACAGAUCGGGGAUCGCAUGCUUCUGACCCCGAAUGAUAUCGUCUGCUGUCCGCCACCAUUGUUUCACUGCUUUGGCUGUAUCCUAGGGUACAUGGCAACAGCAACUCACGGUUCAUCAAUUGUCUUCCCGUCUGAAUCCUUCAAUGCCCGUGCGGCACUCAAAGCAGUCCAAGAAGAGAGAUGUACCGCACUCUAUGGUGUUCCGACGAUGUUCCUGGAGGAACUGAACCUCAUCGAGACUGGAGAGAUCUCGAGCGACGGUUUCCAAUAUUUACGGACCGGUAUCGCGGCUGGAAGCAGUAUCCCUGCAGAGCUGAUGAAGAAGCUCCAUAAGGUUCUGAACCUUACGGAACUAACCAUUUGCUAUGGCAUGACUGAGACUAGCCCUGUCUCGGCGAUGACGACUACUGAUGAUCCGAUUGACAAGAGAAUCAACACUGUGGGAAGACUUAUGCCACAUGUAGAGGCUAAAGUCGUGGACCCAGUAGACAAAAGCCACAUUCUCCCCGUUGGGACGCGGGGUGAAUUAGCUGUCAGUGGUUACCUACUCAUGAAGGAGUAUUGGGACGAUCCCGAAAGGACAGCGGAAGUGAUGAUCGCCGAUAGCGCUGGAAAGGUUUGGAUGCAUACCGGAGACGAAGCAUCUAUGUCGGAAGACGGCUACGUGACUAUUACCGGUCGAAUCAAGGACUUGAUCAUCCGUGGCGGUGAAAAUAUUCAUCCAUUGGAGAUUGAAAAUUGCCUGCUCGCGAAUCCCGGCGUAGGCGAUGUCUCUGUUGUUGGAGUUCCGGAUGAGCGAUAUGGCGAGGUUGUUGCUGCUUUUGUGGUCGCUCGAGAGCAAGGUUCCAAGUCUAUUACCACCGAAGAGAUCCAGAACUGGGUGCGCGAAAAGCUAAGCAACCACCUAGUUCCUAAAUAUGUCUUCUUCCUCGGACCGGCUGAUUCCUUCCCCAAGACCGCAAGCGGCAAGAUCCAGAAGUUCAAGCUCAAGGAACAGGCUAUUAAACUUGUGGCGAGGGGCAAAGAAGCCAUCGCAAAUAUUUAG
Molecule: messenger RNA, 1863 nt
Organism: Penicillium subrubescens
Lineage: Eukaryota; Fungi; Ascomycota; Eurotiomycetes; Eurotiales; Aspergillaceae
Exons: 7
Coding region: 1-1863 (620 amino acids)
Biological process (GO): fatty acid metabolic process
Molecular function (GO): medium-chain fatty acid-CoA ligase activity
Source: RefSeq, a predicted model, not a curated record